CAAGAUGAAGCGAGCUGCGUGAAGAAAAAAAAAUUUCUUCCAUUUGUCUACUCAGCUGCGAACUGUCGCAACGCGUUAAGAACAGUUCGAUCCCGGCCAUCCAAAUGAAAAAAGCACGGCCAAGAUGAUUUCGACUGCACCGUUGAUUUUCAUCGAUGUUUAGAACAGUUUUCGUAUGAACCCUAACUCUGGUCGUGCGCAUGAAUCAUCAGCCACCAAACACAUCUCUUCCACCCCCCUUUCCCCUAAAAUAUCGCGUUAUGGAACUGGAUUAAUGGCCAUCCCCACCUAAGAAAUGCUUACACAGACUAUAUAGGCUAUUAGGUGGGCAAAUUCAACUUCCUUUGGGAGGGUGGUUGUGCUAUUGUCAAUGGGUGCUCCAAAGCAGAAAUGGACAUCCGAGGAGGAAUCAGCUCUCAAAGCUGGAGUUGUUAAGCAUGGAGCUGGGAAAUGGCGCACAAUAUUAAAAGAUCCAGAAUUUAGUAGUGUUUUGUCUUUGCGAUCAAAUGUUGACCUCAAGGAUAAAUGGCGAAACAUGAGUGUCACAGCAAAUGGUUGGGGUUCUAGAGAGAAGGCUAGGAUGGCCUUGAGAAAGAGCCGACAGGUUCCUAAACAAGAAGAGGCCCCUUUGGACCUAACCGCGGUUGAUGAUCACAAUGAUGAGCUUGUUGAUGUUAAACCUCUUGCUGUAGCAAGCCCGCUUCCACUUCUUACUGCUCCAAGAAAAUUGGUAUCAAAGAUAGACAGUCUCAUAUUUGAAGCCAUAUCUAAUUUGAAGGAGCCCAGUGGGUCCAAUAAAACUGCCAUCACCAUGUAUAUAGAGGAUCAGUACUCUGCUCCGCCAAAUUUAAAAAAAUUGUUAUCUAUUAAACUCAAGGCUUUGACUGCAAAUGGGAAAUUAUCCAAGGUGAAACGCAGAUAUCGAAUACCUCAAAGUUUACCGCAAUCAGAACAUAGAAGAACCAAAUCGAAGCUCUUUCUUCCAGAGGGAAGACAAAAAGAACCACCUAGAGUAGAUAAGAAGGACAUAAAAGCACUCACAAAACCUCAGAUUGAUGCUGAAUUAGCUAGAAUGAGAAACAUGACCGCAGAGGAAGCAGCUCUUGCUGCUGCUCAAGCAGUUGCUGAAGCUGAAGAAGCCAUGGCUGAAGCUGAAGAAGCAGCGAGAGAAGCCGAGGCUGCCGAAGCUGAUGCCGAAGCAGCUGAGGCUUUUGCCGAAGCCGCAUUGAAGACUCUCAAGAAAAGAGCUAAAUCGAAUUUUCAAUUUUGAUGGGGGGCUUCUUUGUGCUGUAUUUGAUGUUCUGCUUGCAAGCCGAGCAGCCUGUAUUAUGUUCAUAUAUAGAUGCAGUAGUACUAGGUGUUGUAAAUCUCUCACAUAAUGACAGCUUCUUGUUAUAUAACUUUUUCAUAAUCAAUUUGUACUUCAGUUUUCAUACA
Messenger RNA from Dendrobium catenatum, 1437 nucleotides. Its product is annotated as telomere repeat-binding factor 1-like. NCBI's taxonomy places the organism in Eukaryota, Viridiplantae, Streptophyta, Magnoliopsida, Asparagales, Orchidaceae. Gene Ontology annotation, cellular component: nucleosome. The record is from RefSeq and is a predicted model, not a curated record. The coding region runs from base 371 to 1270 and encodes 299 amino acids. Gene Ontology annotation, molecular function: double-stranded telomeric DNA binding. The transcript has 7 exons. Gene Ontology annotation, biological process: nucleosome assembly.